Messenger RNA from Ochotona curzoniae (black-lipped pika), 1034 nucleotides. It is a transcript of the gene RPL13A, whose product is annotated as ribosomal protein L13a. Gene Ontology annotation, biological process: negative regulation of translation; translation. The record is from RefSeq and is a predicted model, not a curated record. Gene Ontology annotation, molecular function: structural constituent of ribosome; mRNA binding. The coding region runs from base 31 to 642 and encodes 203 amino acids. Lineage: Eukaryota; Metazoa; Chordata; Mammalia; Lagomorpha; Ochotonidae. Gene Ontology annotation, cellular component: cytosolic large ribosomal subunit; ribosome. The transcript is spliced from 8 exons.
CCUCCUUCUUUUUCCCGGCGGCUGCCGAAGAUGGCGGAGGGGCAGGUCCUGGUGCUGGACGGCCGCGGCCACCUCCUGGGCCGCCUGGCGGCCAUCGUGGCCAAGCAGGUGCUGCUGGGCCGCAAGGUGGUUGUCGUACGCUGCGAGGGCAUCAACAUCUCUGGCAAUUUCUACAGAAAUAAGCUGAAGUACCUGGCCUUCCUGCGCAAGCGAAUGAACACCAACCCCUCCCGGGGACCCUACCACUUCCGGGCCCCCAGCCGCAUCUUCUGGCGGACCGUGCGAGGCAUGCUCCCCCACAAGACCAAGCGUGGUCAGGCCGCCCUGGAGCGCCUCAAGGUGUUUGAUGGCAUCCCGCCCCCCUACGACAAGAAAAAGCGGAUGGUGGUGCCUGCAGCCCUCAAGGUCGUGCGCCUGAAGCCCACGAGGAAGUUUGCCUACCUGGGACGCCUGGCUCACGAGGUUGGCUGGAAGUACCAAGCGGUGACGGCCACGCUGGAGGAGAAGAGGAAGGAGAAGGCCAAGAUGCAUUACCGCAAGAAGAAGCAGCUCAUGAGGCUACGGAAACAGGCCGAAAAGAACGUGGAGAAGAAGAUCAACAAGUUCACAGAGGUCCUCAAGACCCACGGCCUCCUGGUCUGAGUCCAAUAAAGACUUUGUUGCUCAUGCUUGGCCUGGCCUGCCCUUCCUCCAUCGCCGCCAGGGUCCAGCAUUGCUACUGGCCUCAAUGCACACAGGCUGGCCAGGGGCAGAGCCGGGCCAUCUUAGCAAAGGUUCGCAGGGCUGAGCUGGAACCCGCACUGCAGGGCAGGCCCCGUUGCGCCUGGGGGGGCUGAGGCCCACCUGAUAGCCUGAUGGUCCCCCAUACUCUGCAGCUGGUAGAAUGGGAGGAACGGCCUGGGCACUGUGAGCUUGGUGUUGCACAAGGUUACAAGGUUAUUUAUUGAAAAGUGGGCAGCUGGUGGGUCACAGGUGCUGCCUCAUGACUUCGUGUUCUGUGACCAGAAUGAAAAUAAAUUAUUUUUUUAAACGUG